AUGAGCAACGAGAAUAAGAAAGCCCUGCGUGAAGCAGAGCGCCCUUCUCGCACCGACUUCACACAAACACUUCUCACACAAAAAGAUGCACUAACACAACAUCUGAACACUUCCACAACCCCCGUCGCUUCCCUCCAAAUCAUUCGAAAAACACUUUCCCUCCAGGCGUACGCCCUUCGCACACGCAAACGCAUUUCACUCUCGAUGGCUCGUCAAUUUGACUUAGAGCAACUUUUCAAAUUUCAAGUCUACCAAAAAAAAGCGCAAGCGAAGCUGCUCGAGAAGGAAUUUGAGGUAUCCAAAGCGCGUGCUGUCUCACUACAAAAACUCGUUGUGCUCUCCGAGUCGACUUUUAUUAACGAAGAUUUCUCCAAAGAGUUACUCACGUAUUUAUUAGGGGAGAAAACUGUUUCAAAUCUCUUAACGAAGGGGUUAGAGCUUGGCUUAGCUGAGUUUCGUAAAGAGUCUGAGGAUGAUUGGAAGAAAGUGAAUUUGUGGAUCUAUCAAAACGUUGUCAUAGCAUUAAAGUCUGGGACUGAUAUUAUUCUCGCGGUGAUGUACAUUAACUCAGAGUAUAAAAUAAUCUUUGCGGAAGAUCAGAAACGGCAGUUUAUGGUGAAGUUAGGCAAAUAUGUUAUCUCAGCAGACACUAAACAAAUGAUCAACACGUGGAAGGAACGUAUUGAAAAUCGUCAUUUAUGGUUCCAAGCUCUUCAAAAGCCAAAGGCAUCACGGCGACGAAUACCAUUAAUAGGGGAGAUGACUGCUGUCUCUAAAAGUAGUAUGUCGAUUCUUUUUAAUUCACAAUUAUCUCCACAUUUGGAAAUGGAAGAAGUCGUCGGUGUCGACUUACAUGUUCUCAGCGAGCGCGAACAUAACGCACAACAAGCCCCUUUAGUGUAUCGAUUACUCAUACAAUACUUCAUCGACAAUUCGGAAUUCGAAGGCAUUUUUCGAGUCCCUGGAAGCGGCGAUGACGUGGCCAGUUUAGAGCGGACAAUAACAAAGCGGUCAUUUUCUCUUGAAGAUCUAAAAGGAGUUGAUCCGUAUGCUAUUGCGUCGACUUUAAAACAUUUGUUAAAGGAAUUACCUGUUCCUCUGAUCCCCAAAAACAUGAACGACAAAAUUCAAGAAUUAGUCGCUUUGAAAUCGCCACAAUACGUGUUAGUCAUUUCUGUGCGAAAAAUGGUCACCUUUUUAAAGGAGAAGAUGCCUGAGCAUUUUGAAGUCUUUAGACUCCUUUGUGUGAUGAUCAGUGAAAUUGUGAAUCAGUGCCCAACUAACAAAAUGUGUCUUGGAAAUGUUCUCACGUGUUUCGUCGGUUCUGUUAAGUGCUCUCCCUCCAUAUUCCUUUGUGCUGUUCAAAACCAAGGGAUAUUCUUCGAUAGUUUGUUUUUACUAGAUAUUAACUAG
Messenger RNA from Entamoeba invadens IP1, 1413 nucleotides. RefSeq lists its product as hypothetical. Gene Ontology annotation, cellular component: cytoplasm. The transcript is spliced from 2 exons. Gene Ontology annotation, molecular function: GTPase activator activity. The record is from RefSeq and is a predicted model, not a curated record. NCBI's taxonomy places the organism in Eukaryota, Evosea, Mastigamoebida, Endamoebidae. Gene Ontology annotation, biological process: small GTPase-mediated signal transduction. The coding region runs from base 1 to 1413 and encodes 470 amino acids.